UCUAUCCAUUGCACCACCUAGGUCCCUCCAAUAUGUCUUUUCUUAAAAAAUGACUUGGGGUGUUAAAAGCCAUUGUUUUCAGUGAGUACACCUGUGAAGUUUUAUAUAGUUAGUUUGGUGACAAGCUGCAAUGACUCUUAUGUAACAUUGCUAUUUGUGUUUAUAUAUGUAUGUAUGUCUUUUUGUAUAUAUAUGUUUGUUUGUCUUCUUCAGAUGUAGAAACUGGGUUCACAGUAAAUGAAAUGAGUAAAAAGCUGGGAAUUUUUGUGGAAGAACAUGACCUACAAAGAUUCAUGGAUGAUGGUCCCUGUGACUUCAAUUUGAAGGAAAUGAAUGAUUUUAUUCUCAAAGUAGAUAGAUACCCAAAGAGUGAUUGUGAUAUCUCCAGUCUAGCAAAACAUAAGAAAACCCAUACUGGACGGAAGGCUUAUGAAUGUAAUCAAUGUGGAAAGACUUUUAGAUCGAGCUCCCAUCUUGCUAGACAUCAGGGAAUCCACACUGGAGAGAAAUCUUUUAAAUGUAAUCAGUGUGGAAAGGCUUUCAGGUAUAAUUACAAGCUUGCAGAACAUCAGAGAAUCCACACAGGAGAGAAACCUUUUAAAUGUAAUCAAUGUGGAAAGGCUUUCACACGCAGUGACAGUCUUUCAGCCCAUCAGAGAAUCCACACUGGAGAGAAACUUUUUAAAUGUAAUCAGUGUGGAAAGGCCUUUAGAUGCAACUCAAAUCUUGCUACACAUCAGAAAAUCCACACUGGAGAGAAACCUUUUAAAUGUAAUAAAUGUGGAAAAGAUUUCACACACAGUUCCAGUCUUGCUUUACAUCAGAGAAAGCACACUGGAGAGAAACCUCUUAAAUGUAAUCAAUGUGGAAAGGCUUUCAGAUUCUCCUCCAAUCUUGCUAGACAUCAGAGAAUUCACACUGGAGAGAAACCUUUUACGUGUAAUCAGUGUGGAAAGGCUUUUAGACGCAGUGCCCAACUUGCUUUACAUCAGAGAAAACAUACUGGAGAGAAACCUUUUAAAUGUAAUCAGUGUGGAAAGGCUUUUAGAUUCUCCUCCAAUCUUGCUUCACAUCAGAGAAUCCACACUGGAGAGAAACCUUUUAAAUGUAAUCAGUGUGGAAAACAUUUCACAUACAGUUCCAAUCUUGUUUUACACCAGAGAAAGCACACUGGAGAGAAACCAUUUAAGUGUAAUCAAUGUGGAAAGACUUUCAGAUUUUCUUCCAGUGUUGUUGCACAUCAGAGAAUCCACACUAGACAGAAACUUUUUAAGUGUAAUCAAUGUGGGAAAGCUUUCACACACAGUGCCAGUCUUGUUAACCAUCAGAAAAUCCACAGUGGAGAGAAACCUUUUAAAUGUAAUCAGUGUGGAAAGGCUUUUAGACGCAGCUCCCAUCUUGCCAGACAUCAAAAAAUCCACACGGGAGAGAAACCUUUUAAAUGUAAUCAGUGUGGAAAGGCUUUCACCAACAGUUCCAAUCUUGCUAAACAUCAGAGCAUCCACACUGGAGAGAAACCUUUUAAAUGUAGUCAAUGUGGAAAGACUUUUAAACGAAGUGGCCAUCUUGCUACACAUCAGAGAAUCCACACUGGAGAGAAACCUUUUAAAUGUAAUCAGUGUGGAAAGGCUUUCAGAUUCUCUUCCCGUCUUGUUACACAUCAGAGAAUCCACACUGGAGAGAAACCUUUUAAAUGUAAGCAGUGUGGAAAGGUCUUCAGAUUCUCUGGUAGUCUUUUUACACAUCAGAGAAUCCACACAGGAGAGAAACCUUUUAAAUGUAAUCAAUGUGGAAAGGCUUUUAAACGCAACUCCCAUCUUGCUAAACAUCAGAGAAUCCACACUGGAGAGAAACCUUUUAAAACCUAAUCACUAUGGAAAGAGUUUUAGAUGCAGCUCCCAUCUUGCCAGUCAGAGAAUCCACACUGGAGUGAAACCUUUUUUUUUUUUUUUUUUUUUUUUUUUUUUUUGGUGAUUGUUGGUAUUUUUUCUAUGUUGGAUAGGAGAGGAUAAUAGUGGGAAAUAUACUAACCAUGGGACUGUUCGUCCUCUCAUCCUCAAAUCUAAAAUAAUAAGGAAGGGAUUAUUACUGUAAUGAUACAUGAGUAGAACAGAAGGACUGAGAAAGCUUUGAAAAAUGUUUUAUUGAAUUCAUUACUACUCAAAAAAGAAAUUCAAGCUUUGCAGAUUUGUUUCUUGACAUAUUUUUCUGUUUUGUGUAAAUUUAAAAAUGUUCAUCUGAUUCCAUUUGUAUGAAUUUCAAUAUUAAAAAAGAAAUCAGAUAUUGAUGGUUUGCUGUUGUCAUUUUCACCAACGUUGAAGACUUCAUUACAAGAAAUCAUAAAAUUAUUUUCAUGACAUCUUUUAAAUCUGUAUCUUGAAUCAAGAAUUAUCCUAGCUACACUUGUAAAUUAUACUUUACACUUUACUUUUAUUUUAAAAACAAAUAUUUUUAUAUGAAAAAAAUUCUUGUACUUCUCUCACCUACCUCUCAAAUAGAGAAUGACCAAAAAAGCAAAUCUUCCCAUUAUAAAUGGGAAUCAAUGUAAAAUUCCAGUUCUGUCUAAUCCCAAAAUAUAUCUGCAUCAAAUAUUUUGUUGAGCCAUUGCUAAUUAGAAGAUGCCAUAAAUCUUUUCCAUUCUAAUCUCUGGUGUCUAAUCAUGUCUUUUAUUUUUCAGUGACGUUCAUUCAAAAUUGAGGUAGAGUCCCCUUUCCUAGUCUUUUUUUUUU
Molecule: messenger RNA, 2729 nt
Organism: Sarcophilus harrisii (Tasmanian devil)
Lineage: Eukaryota; Metazoa; Chordata; Mammalia; Dasyuromorphia; Dasyuridae
Product: zinc finger protein 347
Exons: 1
Coding region: 171-1868 (565 amino acids)
Cellular component (GO): nucleus
Source: RefSeq, a predicted model, not a curated record